Messenger RNA from Tachysurus vachellii, 1157 nucleotides. RefSeq lists its product as uncharacterized. Gene Ontology annotation, biological process: S-methylmethionine cycle. The transcript is spliced from 8 exons. The coding region runs from base 111 to 1049 and encodes 312 amino acids. Lineage: Eukaryota; Metazoa; Chordata; Actinopteri; Siluriformes; Bagridae. The record is from RefSeq and is a predicted model, not a curated record. Gene Ontology annotation, molecular function: zinc ion binding; S-adenosylmethionine-homocysteine S-methyltransferase activity.
UUAAGUGUGUUGUCUCUGCCCCACACUGAGCAUGUUGCCCCGGUGGCAGUAGAGAAGUUGUAAUCAUUUACACAUCAUAAUAAAAUAGCAGAUCUACAAACAGCCACCACAUGGCCUGCGCACCAUUUAUUCUGGACGGGGGAAUAUCAACAGAAUUAGAGGAAAGAGGUUUUCAGAUUCAGGGAGAUCCUUUAUGGAGUGCAAGAAUUUUGUAUACAAAUCCCAAUGCUGUUAAAGAUGUGCAUUACAGCUUUCUUCAGUGUGGAUCUGACAUUCUCACAACAGCCACAUACCAGGCUAGUAUUGAAGGGUUCACUAAAUAUCUUGGCCUUAAACCAGAGGAGGCAGAAGAAUUACUGAUGUCAGGGGUCCGAGUAGCCAGGGAGUCAAUAACAGACUUCAUGGCCAACGGGUUAACAGCAGACAGAAAAGUGCCUUCUGUGGCAGGUUCAGUGGGGCCUUACGGGGCUUUUUUACACGAUGGUUCAGAGUACACAGGAGUCUAUGCUAGCAGCAUGAGUGUAGAGGAGCUGAAGAAUUGGCAUCGGCCACAGAUUCACAGUUUGGUGGCUGCAGGAGUUGAUUUACUUGCACUGGAGACUAUACCGAGUCUUAAAGAAGCAGAGGCCUUGGUGGAGCUGCUGAGGGAGUUUCCUGAUGCUAAAGCCUGGCUUUCCUUUUCCUGUAAGGAUGCCCAGAGUAUUUCGGAUGGCAACAAGUUUGCCAAGGCUGUUCAGGUAGCCAGUAACUCCUCUCAGCUGGUUGCUGUUGGGGUGAACUGUUCUCCACCUGCUCUAGUGACACCCCUUCUCGAAUCCGCAAAGUCGUACAAGGCACCUGAAAUGAGCUGGGUGGUCUAUCCGAAUAGUGGGGAAGACUGGGAUCCCAGCACAGGAUGGAGAACACAACACAGGAUUCCAUUUACAGAGCUAAGUGUCGAGUGGAAAGAACAAGGGGCUUUAUGGAUCGGAGGCUGUUGCCGUAUCAGUCCUGCUGACAUUGCACAGUUAAAAAGUCGAUUAACCGAAACACAAAAAUCACAGAUUUAAGACUCCCUUCCACACACACAAUGUAACACUGAACAGUGGACCACAAUUUUUACAAGAAAUUGUAAAAGAUUUAUUAAGAAAUAAAAGCAACCACCUAUUUCCACUUCA